This is a messenger RNA of Exophiala bonariae, 966 nucleotides long. RefSeq lists its product as uncharacterized. The record is from RefSeq and is a predicted model, not a curated record. The transcript has a single exon. Lineage: Eukaryota; Fungi; Ascomycota; Eurotiomycetes; Chaetothyriales; Herpotrichiellaceae. The coding region runs from base 1 to 966 and encodes 321 amino acids.
AUGCCUCUAAAAAGCAUUCGUCUGUUUUUGGCUGCCGCCUUGCUCACCACUGGUCUCCCGGGCCAUCAGGUGGUUGGAGCCCCAGUGGUGUCGUCGUCCGCCACAGAGGUCAUGACUGCAUCGAGUUUACACUUAGUUCACCGAAUUCCUACCACUUCUACUCUCAUCCCGACAAAGACGUUGUACGGGCCUGCUGCUACUGCGUCAAGUUCAAAUACUAAAAUUAACAAUGCGGUCGCGUCUCUCGACCCCAAGACCGGGCAAGAGACGCUAUGGAUGGCACUCGGCCCUCCGUACGGGAAGAAACACGUACUUGAGGCGACAUACCCAGUCAGAGACUUGCCGAUAGCCCCAAUCAUUGACAAAACUUGUGUUCGAACCGCAUUAGCGGCGUUGGCAAAGUACCGUGAAACGUGCUGUCAUGACCCUCAGAGCGACAAUUUCCACCGGGCUUGGUGCAGCUUUGCGCCCACCGUGGAAAAGUGUUGUGGAGAGUACAUACCGUACAACCAGUCCGAAUACCUCAACUAUCCGACAUACAAACGGAGGUACGAGGAAGCGACACCUAAAGACGCGCUAGACAAGAAAUAUCCCAGACGCGUCUGGUACGAGGAGGUGGUGGGAUUUGUCAAUGCGACUCGAAUGAUAAUACAGCACGAGCCAGAGGCGUACCGAACCAGAAAUAUAGAUGUGAAUAAAGAUUGGGAAGGCACAUGCGAGAUAUAUGCGCCCCAAUUUGACAAGGAGUAUUGGUAUUGGAUGUGGAAGCUCAAUAAAUACGCCAUCGAGGAUGCGGACGAGAAUGGGAAGGUCCUCGGAUUGGAAAAGUGGGGUCCUGAUAAUGUUAUUUACGACUUCAACACUCAGUGGCGGACAAUAGGGAGUGUCUGCCCUCCAAUCUACAAAAAUUCUACGCUGUGGCUCGAUCUAGAGAGGAUGAUCGUGAAAGAUAACUGGCAUUGGUGA